GGUAGUCUGCGGUGGCACGGUCCGCCCCUCACCUGGCCGGCCGCGGGCGCCGAAGGGCCCAAUGGGAGCCGCGGCCUGGCCGCCCCGCCCCGCGCUCCGGGACGUCUGUGCCGGGACCAGGCCGCCGGCGGUGCCGAGUCUUUGAGCUGAGCGCCUGCAGUCCGGGGUCAACCGCCGCCGUCAACCGUCCGCGCGGGCCGGGCCUGAGGCGCCGCCGGCUCGGCGAAGAGAGGCAGCCGCGGCGGAGAAGGAGGAAGAGGCAGCGCAGGAGGCCGGAGCGGCCGCCGCGCCCGGGCACAUGGCGUCCAUCUUACUGAGGAGCUGCCGCGGCCGGGCGCCCGCCCGCCUCCGUUCGUCGCCCCGGGCCACCGCCCCGCGGGGUAGUCCAGGGGAUCCUGCUCAUCUCAGCUGUGCCAGCACCCUGGGGUUGAGGAGCUGCCUGAGUGUUCCGUUGGGCUGCUGUGCUCCCAUCCACCCCGUGUACCCGUACUUCAGAGGCGAUCACCUUGGCUGUUGGACUCUGAGGCCCGACUACCUUCGCACAGUGCCGAGAGUGCCAUGGACCUCCACCUCUGUGGGUUUUGUGGUUGUGGGACCUCAGUGCCUCCCUGUGCGCGGCUGGCACUCUUCACGUCCUGUCAGCGAUGACUCGUUAGUAGAGAAGUCCCUCAAGUCCUUGAAGGACAAGAACAAGAAGCUGGAGGAAGGCGGCCCUGUGUACAGCCCCCCCGCAGAGGUGGUGGUGAAGAAGUCCCUUGGGCAGAGGGUGCUGGACGAGCUGAAGCACUACUACCAUGGCUUCCGCCUGCUGUGGAUCGACACCAAGAUCGCGGCACGCAUGCUCUGGCGCAUCCUCAACGGCCACACCCUGACCCGCCGGGAGCGCAGGCAGUUUCUCCGGAUCUGCGCUGACCUCUUCCGCCUGGUGCCAUUCCUUGUGUUUGUGGUGGUGCCCUUCAUGGAGUUCCUGCUGCCUGUGGCUGUGAAGCUCUUCCCCAACAUGUUGCCCUCCACAUUUGAGACCCAGUCCAUCAAGGAGGAGAGGCUGAAGAAAGAGCUUCGGGUCAAGCUGGAGUUGGCCAAGUUCCUCCAGGACACCAUCGAGGAAAUGGCCUUGAAGAACAAGGCAGCCAAGGGCAGUGCCACCAAAGACUUCUCCGUGUUUUUCCAGAAGAUCCGGGAGACAGGGGAGAGGCCCAGCAAUGAGGAAAUCCUGCGUUUUUCCAAGUUAUUUGAGGACGAGCUGACCCUGGACAACCUGACGCGGCCGCAGCUGGUGGCGCUGUGCAAGCUGCUGGAGCUGCAGUCCAUCGGCACCAACAACUUCCUGCGCUUCCAGCUCACCAUGCGGCUGCGCUCCAUCAAGGCCGACGACAAGCUGAUUGCUGAGGAAGGGGUGGACAGCCUGAAUGUCAAGGAGCUGCAGGCGGCGUGUCGGGCACGAGGCAUGCGGGCCCUGGGCGUCACGGAAGACCGCCUGCGGGGCCAGCUGAAGCAGUGGCUGGACCUACACCUGCAUCAGGAGAUCCCCACGUCUCUGCUCAUCCUGUCCCGGGCCAUGUACCUCCCGGACACCCUCUCGCCAGCCGACCAGCUCAAGUCCACACUGCAGACCCUCCCAGAGAUUGUGGCAAAGGAAGCGCAGGUGAAAGCAGCCGAGGUGGAGGGCGAGCAGGUGGACAACAAGGCCAAGCUGGAGGCCACCCUGCAGGAGGAGGCAGCCAUCCAGCAGGAGCACCUUGAGAAGGAGCUGCAGAGGCGCUCGGAGGCAGCGAAGGAUAUUGAGCUUGAAGGUGUGGAAGCCGCUCCCCGAAGGGCAGGGGCCGAGCCACAGCCAGAAGUGCCUGACACAGCCCUGCAGUCAGAGACCCUGGAGGACACAGCCCCCGUGCUGGAGGGCUUGAAGGAGGAGGAGAUCACUAAGGAGGAAAUUGACAUCCUCAGUGAUGCCUGCUCUAAGCUGCAGGAGCAGAAGAAGUCACUCACCAAGGAGAAGGAGGAGCUGGAGCUGCUGAAGGAGGACGUGCAGGACUACAGCGAGGACUUGCAAGAGAUCAAGAAGGAACUUUCAAAGACUGGUGAAGAGAAAUAUGUGGAAGAAUCUAAAGCCAGCAAGAGAUUGACGAAAAGGGUACAGCAGAUGAUCGGGCAGAUCGACGGCUUGAUCUCGCAGCUGGAAAUGGACCAGCAGUCCGGCAAGCUGGCCCCGGCCAAGGGCGUGCCCACGGGGGAGAACGUCAUCAGUGUCGCUGAGCUCAUCAGCGCCAUGAAGCAAGUGAAGCACAUUCCCGAAAGCAAGCUCACCAGCCUGGCCGCAGCACUGGAUGAGAACAAGGACGGCAAGGUCAACAUCGACGACCUCGUCAAGGUGAUUGAGCUUGUGGACAAAGAAGAUGUUCACGUCUCCACCAGCCAGGUGGCUGAGAUUGUAGCAACACUGGAGAAAGAGGAGAAGGUGGAGGAGAAGGAGAAGGCCAAGGAGAAGGCGGAGAAGGAGGUCGCAGAGGUGAAGAGCUAGACCUGCUGGCCUGGGCGCCCGUCCUCCUGCUGUGCCGCUGCCCUGGUGAGGGCCGUGAGAACGAUUGCUUUGUGGUGAUUCUUAGUGGCUCGUCCAAUACUUUGGCUGGAAUAAAUCGGAGACUUCCAUAAUCAAGUAAAUUUUAAUUUUCAUCAUUCCAUGGAGAUUAAAUCUGUCCGGAAUCCCGGAACCCCUCCACAGAAUCAUGUCUGGAUCCACACGGUGGUGUGGCUGCCACGGCCUCCUGGAUCCAGAGGCAGCGGGCCAGGCCACGCCGGGUUAGGAAGGCACCCCCCUGCGUGUGCCCUCACGUCUCAGCAUCUCACUGUGCUGCCCUGUUCCAGGGAGGAGAAUGAGGACCACGUGGACUCCACCCACACGGGCUGGCAGCCGUGCCCACCCUCAGAGGUGUCAGGAGACACAGGCCAGCCUCCUCAGGGCUAGAUGCCUCCACUCACCUGUGGACCCUGAUUUCUAGAUUUCAGCCUCAGUAGACCUGGCUUCCUGCACACUUACAGUUGGAUCUGGGUCACCGUGGAGACAGAGGUGUCCGCCAUCUCCCCGGCCUGUGGAGAGUGACGUCUUCCUGCUGGGCAUGCCAGUUCUCACGUGGGCUUUCCCUUGUGUUUCAGAGCGCUUUCUUGACUAUUUUCCCCUGAUUCAUUAAGCAGUCUGUUGGCACAGUUUUCCCACACCGAUCUGCCUGCCUCAAGAGCAUAUCUGACCCAAGCCAAGCCGUGCGACUCCGAUGCAGCCCUGGCCGUGGGGCUCCCUUGGGUGGUGCUUGGGCUGCGUGCCAGGUGGGCUGCAGUGGAUUCACUGUUUCAGGGAUGAGCCUGGCUCAGGGUUGGUGGGGCUCUGAAGCGCAUAUGGGGUUCUUUGUAGCUUCUAAUUCGAGGUUUAAGUCCGGUGUGCCUGCAGCCAUCCACCCUUCUCACCUUUUACGGUGUUGCAGGCUCAGGCCCUUGGGCUCCUCUAACAAGCAGGCUGGUCACCGAGGCAUGAGGAUACGCACAGGGCAUCCCUGGGGUCUUCGAGGGCGACUCCUCCAGUGCCAGGGUUUGCUCUGUGCCAUCUGGGUGGAGCUGGCGGCCUCCCCGCACUCCACAGCAUGGUCAGGCUGGCCAGGGCAUGGGCACGUGGCAUCCUGCGGCCACCUCCACCCUCCUGCCCAGCCACGGUGUCACACUCAUCUUUUUAAGUUCAGGUUGGUUCCUGGCAAAAAUGUCCCUCCUGGGGGCCUCCAAGCAUAGGAUUUGGAAGACAGAGGAACAGCACGGGCAGCCGGGAGAGCAGCUGCGCUCAGACGAGGCCUUCUCCAUUACUUGAAGCUUCUUUUUGUUCAGCCAUUAAAGAAACUUGACAAAAUAGGAACAGGAGAUAGUUCUCUAUUGUAAACCUUUGCACAGGGACAGUUGGCUUCUAAAGGCCUUCAGAUUUCAAUUAUUUGAGAAAGAAGUUUGUUUUAGAUCCUUAAUAUUUAUGAAUUCUCUCACCGUG
Messenger RNA from Cebus imitator (Panamanian white-faced capuchin), 4018 nucleotides. It is a transcript of the gene LETM1, whose product is annotated as leucine zipper and EF-hand containing transmembrane protein 1. The record is from RefSeq and is a predicted model, not a curated record. Gene Ontology annotation, molecular function: ribosome binding; calcium ion binding. The coding region runs from base 299 to 2518 and encodes 739 amino acids. The transcript is spliced from 14 exons. Gene Ontology annotation, cellular component: mitochondrial inner membrane. Gene Ontology annotation, biological process: intracellular monoatomic cation homeostasis. NCBI's taxonomy places the organism in Eukaryota, Metazoa, Chordata, Mammalia, Primates, Cebidae.